Molecule: messenger RNA, 1302 nt
Organism: Argentina anserina (silverweed cinquefoil)
Lineage: Eukaryota; Viridiplantae; Streptophyta; Magnoliopsida; Rosales; Rosaceae
Product: protein ECERIFERUM 26-like
Exons: 2
Coding region: 1-1302 (433 amino acids)
Molecular function (GO): acyltransferase activity, transferring groups other than amino-acyl groups
Source: RefSeq, a predicted model, not a curated record
AUGGUUUUAGCCAAGGAAGAUAACUUGGUCUAUGGCUUCAGGCUUUCCUCGGUUGGGUCAGGGAAGAUUACCCUGCCAGAUACUGUUCAUGAGCCAAGUGGCAUAGACUUGGCUAUGAAGCUUCACUACCUUAGAGGAGUCUACUUCUUCAGUAGUGAGACAGCGGCAGCGGCAGGGCUAAGCACAGUGGUGUUAAAGGAAUCUAUAUUUCAGUGGUUGGUCGCACACUGGCGGGUGUUGGGCAGGUUCCGGAGGUCAGAGUCCUCUGGCCGGCCCUAUAUUAAGUGUAACGACUGCGGGGCGAGGUUCAUUGAGGCUCAGUCUGAUAAGACCCUUGAAGAAUGGCUAGCGAUGGACUGGUCUCUCCACAAGCUACUUGUUUCUAACCAAAUCAUUGGCCCUGAGCUGUUCUUCUCUCCUCCUGUUCUCUUCCAGUUGACCCGCCUUAAGUGUGGAGGAGUGUCCAUAGGACUUAGCUGGUCCCAUGUUAUGGGAGAUGCCAUUGCUGCUUCAGAGUAUUUCUUCAAUGGCUUGAGUCGAACCAUGUCCGGUAAGGAGCCUUCUUCAAUACCUUACUCGGAAACACCAAAACCAAAUAUUCAGAAUCUAAAGCAACCUUCACCGCUAGCCCUAAAGAAAGUAGAUUCAGUUGGUGACCACUGGAUCACACCCAACUAUCACAAAAUGGAGACCUUCUCGUUCAUCAUCACUCCCACCCAGCUAAACAGCUUGGAGGUCAAGUUACUGUGUCAGGAUACAAACCCGGCUGAAGAAAUCCCCACUUUCGAGCUCAUUUGUGGUGUAAUUUGGCAAUGUGUGGCCAAAGUGAGACAAGGGUCGUCGGAGCCGAAAUUAGUCACAAUCUGCAGAAAAGGGACUAAACGUGCAGCUGCGGUAUGGGGUAACAAUCAGAUAAUAAGCACAGUCGAGGCUGUAGAUGUUGCCAAUAUGGAUCCAAAGAGUUUAGCAGCAAUGCUGGCUAAUCUUGACGUGAGUUACGAGCAAACACACAUUGGAGAAGUGGUGGAGAGCGAUAAUGGAGCGUCGGAUUAUAUUGUGUACGGAGCGAACUUGACAUUUGUGAACUGGGAAGAUGCAGACUUCUAUGGAUUUGAACCUCGUGGACAUAAGCCAGUUUGUGUGAGUUACACCAUACAAGGUGUUGGUGAUGCAGGAGCUGUUUUGGUUCUGCCAAGACCAAAUGGUGAAGGAAGACUGGUGAAUAUUAUUCUGCCUGAGAAAGAAGUUUUGGGGUUGAAAGCUGAGUUGAGGAAGAAUGAUCUUAUUCUUGAGAUUAAUUAG